Molecule: messenger RNA, 5037 nt
Organism: Uranotaenia lowii
Lineage: Eukaryota; Metazoa; Arthropoda; Insecta; Diptera; Culicidae
Gene: hop
Product: tyrosine-protein kinase hopscotch
Exons: 13
Coding region: 481-3903 (1140 amino acids)
Biological process (GO): cell surface receptor signaling pathway via JAK-STAT; hemopoiesis; cell differentiation
Cellular component (GO): cytoskeleton; cytosol
Molecular function (GO): cytokine receptor binding; ATP binding; non-membrane spanning protein tyrosine kinase activity
Source: RefSeq, a predicted model, not a curated record
AUCAACGUCGAAAAAAAAAUUCGACAACGAUAGUUACUUAGGCAGACAUAGCAAGUACAUCAACAAAAACAGCAGCAUCUGAAACAUCGCCUGAAGCUAUGUCUUGUGCGCAUAAACAUUUUGCAUCAUAACAACGGAGAGUACGAACUGUGAUAACAUUUUCGUUUGUCGCCAUCAGCCGGCGCAUUACUGAAUGCAACGAAGAAAAGCGCCCUUCAACUUUCGAGACCAGUGAAUUGUGAUUAUCUGAAAUGUUUGUUUAUGCUAGUAUGAAUGAAAGUUAAAACUUCCCUAGUGCCGAGUAGCGUUGUGGUGUAACCGAAUCAUUAGUACAAACAAUUCGCGAAAUUAUCCGUUACCCAGGAGGGGUAGUAAUCUGAAUAGUGUUUUCGAAACAAAACGGAAACCUGGAAAUAGUGGUGUCUAUAGGAUUCCCUUCCACGGGGAGGUGGGUGGAGGAGGGUCAUUGAGCAGCAGCAGAUGUCGACCAUGUCGGGUGACAGUGGCAAGUGUCAGGUGUACAUUUAUUUGGAUGAAAAAUUUAUAGACCUACCGCUGGACGAGGAAGAUACAUGCGAGGAUUUGUGCACCGAACUUUGCAAACGGUACAAUAUUGGGCCGGUCGUUCAGCUGCUGGUAGGUCUCCGGAUACACGAGGAGCGAUGGUUUCUGGCACCCUGCGCCAAACCUCAGCCCGGCAAGAAAUACGAGUUCCGGGUGCGAUUUAAGAUCCCGAAGCUGUCGAAUCUGAAAAAGCUGAACCAUGGCUUGUUCAACUACUACUACUACCAGCUGCGGCAUGAUUUGCUGCAGAGCAAGAUCCCGGAGAUGGAGUACGACGAGUACAAGAACAAGAUCCUCGGUUACGUGGUCAACGAUAUGUACCGGAAGAUGGUGGAAUCGAACGUGAGCGUCAGUGAGCUGAAACGGACCUAUGAGGACUAUAUGCCCCGAAAGAUCAACAAGGAACAUACGCUGCUGAUCUUCAAUUGGGCCCGAUCUAAGGUGUUCAACUCGCUCAAUAAGAUCUGCCAUGUAACGCACGAUGCUGACUACGUUAAAAGCGUCUACAUCAACGAUAUCGACAACAUUGCGCCCGGGUACCUGUACGAGGAGUACAACGGAAGCAUCCCGUAUCCUCGGGAGGAUGGGCUGCUUAAGCCGGGCAAAUGUCGGGUCAAAAUUCGCUUCGUACCGUACGUUUCCCGGAGCAGCACCAAACGGGACAAGGCCUCGUCCAAGACCGCCGCCAUCCAGAAGGACGAACUAGAGCUGCCAGGACUGAAAGUUUUCUAUUCGCAGGAGUGGCGACACAUAGCGAAUAUCGAUGAAAUUUUUACUAUACUAGUAGAAAACCUUACGGUGAACAUUUCACUCAAAGAUCAGCCGAAUCUAUACUCGAUAGACUUCAACAGUCAGACUGAACUCGAUUCGUUUGUAACUUGUUUAUGUGGUUAUUAUAGAUUAAUGUGUAAGUGGACUGUCUAUCUGUGUAAACCAUAUCUGUGGUCUCCCUCGCUUAAUCGACUAACUGAGCUCAAAUGUCACGGUCCCAUCGGCGGCCAGUUCUCAUACAACAAAUUAAAGGAGAAAAAUAGUAGCAUCGGUGCCAACAUUGUACGGCAGUGUGAAACGAACUACGACACGUACUUUGUGGACAUUCUGGAACAAACUUGCUUCAAGACUUAUAAGCUCACCUAUAGCGAUCACCGAUGGCAUGUCUACGGAGACGGCGAUCAGGUCAGCGUGUACGACGAGCUGGUAGACGUCCUAAGGAAUCUCAAUCCGGAAAUCCAGCAUCUGUACCGGUUGUCCCCGACGGAGCACGACAAAGCACCGGCCCUUUUGCUGUGUUCGACGCAAAGCGACAUGGUCACCAAACCUGCCCUGCACGAUGUCAACGAGAUGCGCUCGGCUGGACCGCAGAUCAUCAAUCCGCUUACGGACUUGGCCAUCAGCAGAAAUAAACUUAAAGGUGAUGAUUAUUUUGAUAGAGCCAGAGCUGAGUUGAGGGUCAAGCCGAAUUCCAGUGUCAAGGUUAUGAUACUAUCAUUGAAGAACAAUCGAAGUGCGUUGCUAUCGGAGUUCUUGCAACUGGCUAGUUUUUGGGCCAGUAUAGAUUCGGUCGAUAUUAUCAAACUUUAUGGCGUUACGCUCUCUAAACCAGUAUCGAUGGUCCUUGAGAGCUCUCUCGAAGAUCCGUUGGAUGUUUUUCUACGGAAGCGCAAGCACGUUUCAUUAGCCUCACUCAUAGAGGUGGGUCAUUCACUGACACGUGCUCUCUACUACCUGCAAGAGAACAAAUUCGUUCACGGACGAAUCCGAUGUUCGUCCAUGUUCGUUACGAAAUAUGAUCGCAACGAGGGUACUUUGGUGGCCAAACUAGGUGACCCGGGUCUGGUACAUCAAUAUAUUUAUACUGAGCAAGAUUUGCUCUGGAUACCUAUCGAGUACCACAAAUUAACUCCUAGGGAUGUGCAAUUGAUGAAGACGGAUCUAAAAACGGACGCCUGGGCUUGUUCGACUGCGUUAUGGGAGAUUUUCAGCCGAGGCAAACGUGCAAAUAUUAGGAACCCGAAACAGUUCAUACAGGAUGGCCUUCGUCUGAAAGUGCCUACGGAGCUGGAGGAUAUUAGAGAACUGUACGAAUGCAUGUGGAAUGGUUGGUUGGUCGAUCCCGAUAAGAGAAUUUCUCCGCAAAUUAUGAUUUCAAAAUUGGUGCAAGCAAGACAAAAAAUCAACUACUGUGAAAUUGGGCCUAGUCGACUGAAUGGAACAGCGCGUUCAGCAAAUGGAUCUUGCUCUCAGAGAAGCAUCUUAUCAAUCGAAACCGAUUCCACUUUCCUGCACUCCCGAACGGACGUUUCCGGUUCCUCCUACGUGAGCAAUGGCAGUGAUCUGGACGGUGCUAGUAACGCAUCCAGUGAGUGCAGCUCUCAGCCGCUGAUCUCGAACGGUGGCUCUAGUCAGUACAGUGGUGGAUCGGACGACGGAAUGAACCAGGAUCAAGCAAACGCGUUCUUCUACGACUGUCCCGAUUACAUUGAGUUGCCUGACGGAGCGAAGAUCAUAUUCCAAGGCGAAAUCGGUCAAGGUUACUACGGGAGAGUUUUCAAGGGAUGCAUCGAUUAUGGCAACGAUACCGCUAUGCGUAAGGUGGCACUCAAAACCAUUCACAACAAUGCCUCCAACAUGAUGCAAACGAUUCUGGACUUCAAAAGAGAGGUUGCGAUAAUGCAGAAGUUGAACCACGAAAACAUUGUUCAGUUUAAUAAGUUCAUCGAUGAACGGGAUAAGCUUGUCGUUGUUAUGGAGUAUAUGGAAAAUGGAUCGUUGUUGGAUUUCUUAGGCUAUAACAGGCAUCGAUUAACUAAGCAGGAUUUGCUUCGAUUUGCUAAAGACAUCGCCAAUGGAAUGCAUCACCUAUUCGAAAUGAAAAUCAUUCACAGAGAUUUAGCGGCUCGAAACAUUUUGGUGCAAAGCAUAGACUGUGUAAAAAUAUCAGACUUUGGUCUAGCACAAGUUACAGAUUCCGAUAACUACUAUCGUGAAAGGACUAAUAGAGUUUUACCAGUCAGGUGGUACGCUCCUGAAACAUUAGAGAAUUUCAAGUACUCUCACCAAUCGGAUGUUUGGUCGUACGGCGUAACAUUGUACGAGAUGUUUACUUACGGAGAAAAUCCGUAUUCUGAUGUGGACAUCACAAGUAGAGUACAAAUGUUCAGAGUACUGGAAAGCGGAACAAGACUCGAACUUCAAGGUGAACCGAACAGGGACGUUCAGGAACAGAUGAUGGUACCAUGUUUCCACUGGCAGGCAAAACAACGACCCUCAUUUGAACAGCUGUUGCAUAUUAUUGAAGUGUUGAUAAACCAGGAAGGCGAGCUGAUAAGGCCGCUUUAAAUUAUUUUUAACUAAACUGACACGCAUAAAGCAGCCAAUUCAAUCUCGAAUGAUUCCUAAUAGCACGGUUUCGCAAAAGUUAUGCCAAUUUGUUGCAAACAACACGUUGCAUCGCAUUAUUUUACAUACAUAGACUAAUUCCAAUUAUACACUUAGCACUUUAAAUAGUCGAAAAAGAUCGCUGUUUUGAUGAAUACGUACUAUUAUAUAGGUAAAACUUAUGGUGAAAGAUGCACUAUUUUAUGCACGCAAUUUUGCAUUUGGUAAGAGUUUAUGUUUUAAUAACUUGCAACACUCUCACCUUAUUGUUGUCAAUCCUUAAUGUACAUAAGUGUAGCUUGAAAACUGAUACUAAAAAAAUGAAAACAAAUGAACGAAACAUCCGUGCCCGUUUUGAAACUGUGGAUAUGUGUCUUAUUGGUAGUUAUUAAAUGAAAAAAAAAUUAAAUAAAAAAACCCUUAGUCAAAACUUAUGCUCUCCAUAAUUCAACUAAGAAAUCAUUCGGAUGCAAACGUACGAAACAUCCGUUAAGUAGAAAAAUUCAAUUCGCCCGUCGUCGACAGAAAUUAAAAAAAAGUCUAUUCUCAAAGUGCCACAUAGCUGAGAUGCUUCUUUAGGUUAACUUUCAUAGUUUUGUUUAUAUCUUAGAUUAGAUUUAGCCUAACGUUUUCGGUAACGACUCGUUCUGAUUGAAAGUGACUUCGAAAAAUUCUCAUACGUUUAGUGUUGUAAAAUAUGAUGUUUUUGGUGACUUAUUUAAGCCAUAUUUUUAAAACAGAGUGCUUAGUUGUUAUGCAAAUACUUAAAAAUUAUUUUACACCAUGAAGUUGUAUUACACAUAAAGUAGAUCAGAAAGAGGAUAGGACCGUUUAUUUUAUUUUCCUAGAUUAAGGCCGACUAGAACCUGAAUCAGAUUCGAACACGAUAUACAGAACUUAUGGAACGAUAAAUUAGGAGCCUAUAAAGGUGAGAUAUAUUUUUAUUUUAUACAAAUCGAAUUAGGAAAGAUACAUCGAAUCCUAGAUGGGACGUGUGUUUAAAAGUUAUUCUCUGUAUUGCCGCUUAAAAAACAACAUAGUGAUACAACAUGUCUAUGAGAAAUCCUUUUUGGAAAAAUAAAUAAUAUGAAUGUA